Messenger RNA from Cryptomeria japonica (Japanese cedar), 730 nucleotides. RefSeq lists its product as uncharacterized. Bases 138 to 488 code for a protein of 116 amino acids. NCBI's taxonomy places the organism in Eukaryota, Viridiplantae, Streptophyta, Pinopsida, Cupressales, Cupressaceae. The transcript has 3 exons. The record is from RefSeq and is a predicted model, not a curated record.
AAUAAAAAUCUACAUGAUAACAAAAUUCUCGUAAGAUAAAGCAAAAUGGCGACUAGAUAAACCCUAUUACUUUGUACCGUUGCUCACACAUUUCUUUCCUCUGCGACAAUUUUUCUUUGUGAUAAUAAAGUAAAGCAAUGGCAAUGGUAAGCAACAGAAUGCCUCUGAGAAUGCUCUCAGAGAGGCUGGCCGCUAGCCGUUUGGCGCGAUUGUCCUCUUCUGGCAAAGUCUUCAGCGAAGAAGAAAAAGCUGCUGAAAAUGUUUACAUCAAGAAAAUGGAGCAGGAAAAGAUAGAGAAACUUGCACGUCAGGGUCACAAACCAGAGGGACAGAAAUCUGCCUCAGAUGGCACACCUGGAAGCCAGUCCUCUGAAAGUGUAUCGAGGGACAAGACAAAAAACUAUGCAAUUGUUGCAGGUGUUGUUGCUGUUGCGACUAGCAUCUGGUGGUAUACCUCAUCAAAGCCUAAAGAAAAAGAACAUGCCUAGAUUUUAUCAUUUGUCAAUAAUCUUCUAUAGUUGACUAGAGUUGGCUUUGGCUCCAAGGGUUUGUGAAUAAAACAGGGCCUGGGAUAUUGAAGUAUGCUGAGGAUAACAAACUUUUUUACCAUUUUGGUAACUCAGACAUUGUAAAUAAUAAAUCUGGAGGUACAUUAAAAAAUGUGAUAUUUUGACCGUAAUCAUCUAUGUUGAAAUUUCCGUUUAUUGAAAAUUAAAGAAUGUUAAUUAAA